AUGAGGAUUUUCUUGGUUUGGACCCUUUUCCCAGGUGGCUGGGCAGUGACAGGCCCCAGGCAGGUGACAGUAGAGCAGGGCAGCUCACUGGCCCUGUCCUGCAGCUACAAUCCACGCUACAAGCUCAGCUUCAAGUACUGGAGCCGCAAAAGCUCCCUCGUGACCUCCGUGAUCCAAACCGACGGCUCAGAGGUGACGGUGACACGGGACAGGGUGUCCAUCAGGGACAACCACACAGCCAAUUCAUUCACGGUGACCCUGAGCCGUGUCACAGCCGGGGAUGCAGGCCGGUACUCCUGCGGGGUGAAGAGAGUGGGGACCAGCCGAGGGCACAGCACCGAGGUGAGGGUGUCUGCAGCAGCUGCUUCAAACACAACUGAGAAGAGCAACCUGAGCCCAUUGACCACCGAUCCUCUGUGUCCCAGGGGCUGUGGGGAGCCUCCAGUGCUGUCCCAGCCCAGUGUCAUCCACUUGCUGCUUCUGCUCAGCAUCAAGGUGCCCGUGGCACUGGCUGUGAUUGGAGGGGCAGCGUGGGUGAGGGGCCGGGGCGGGAGCCGAGAGCAGGAGAUGCCGCAGCUCUCGGGGGCAUCCAGCAGCACCAGCACACGGGGCUGCGCCCCCGGCCCGAGCCCCUCCGAGCCCCAGCGACGCCCUCCUGCCCCCCCGGCCCCCGCCCUGCCGGGGCCGCGCCUCCCCUCGCGGCCGCCCCGUGCCGGGAGCUGCUCGGCUCCGGGCACUGCUGGCCCUGGGGAGCCUCGGCCCCUCCUGGCAGCCCCUGCGCUGCGCAGGGAAGGGUUUGGGCUGCAGGGAGUGGCUGGCUGGUGA
Molecule: messenger RNA, 825 nt
Organism: Melospiza melodia melodia
Lineage: Eukaryota; Metazoa; Chordata; Aves; Passeriformes; Passerellidae
Product: protein CD300H-like
Exons: 4
Coding region: 1-825 (274 amino acids)
Cellular component (GO): plasma membrane
Molecular function (GO): transmembrane signaling receptor activity
Source: RefSeq, a predicted model, not a curated record